Neurospora crassa OR74A is the source of this 3823-nucleotide messenger RNA. RefSeq lists its product as uncharacterized. Bases 775 to 3633 code for a protein of 952 amino acids. NCBI's taxonomy places the organism in Eukaryota, Fungi, Ascomycota, Sordariomycetes, Sordariales, Sordariaceae. The record is from RefSeq and is a predicted model, not a curated record. The transcript is spliced from 6 exons.
CGAAGGGUGAUUCUGUCUGCCCCUCAGGCGAUGUUGCAUUUUAUCUUCACACUCGACCAAGCCACGAUCGCGUCGGACCCUCACAUUGGACGCCUGUCUAUGAAGAGGUCCAUCGCCAAUGGCUCGCGUCAACACAGCCCCAAGCCCCUCCUUGUCGCCAACUCAAUUCUUACCAAACCCCAAAUCUUAUAUCUUCACUUCAAACCCAAACCAAUCUAUCUUGCAAUGUCCCUGAGCGUUUGUACACACCAUGGCAGACCCUCUAUCUAUCGCAGGCCUGGUCACAGGCGUGGUCUCCCUCGGCAUCCAGCUUCACAACGACCUCAAGAUCUUCCUCGACAUCGUCAAGAAUCGAGAUGAAGAUAUCGCUAAACUUACACGACAAGCUGCGACCAUGGCUCAGGCCUUGGACGCCAUUGACCGGUCUCUACAGAACAGCAGCCAGGCAAAAACUGGAGUCGUCGAUAGUGCUGCUAUCAUACCACUUCUCGACGCAUCGCGCCAGGAAUUGUUGCUUCUACAGCAGGAAGUCGCGUCCCUCACAAAGACAUCAAAGGGCCAGAACCCGAAGGCCUCAGUUGUGGUAGACUUCGCCAAGGCCACAACACAAAAGCUCAAGUAUCCAAGACAGCGCGCCAAGAUCGAGAAACUGGAGGAGGGUUUGGACCAAGCAAACACAACUCUUCAACUCGCCCUCGAUGCCUUUGGACUGUAAGUUGUCUCAUACUCUGAACCCCAUCCGAACUAAGUUCCAUCAAGUCGAAUACCGAAGCGAUGGUUCAUGGCCUCAGCCACGUCCAGAAAACACUUCCAGACGUUGAAGCUUGUGUAUCGAAGCUGUCAGAAAAACUGAUGGCAACGAGUCAAACGGCCACGCAGAGCAUCCAGAACAUCGAAGCAAUCCUCAACCUUGCCAUAUCCUCCCAUCAAUCCGAUCUUGAACAGUUUGGGCAAGCACAAUCCAAUGAGUUCAGCCAAAUCAAGCAGCUGAUUCAAGACCUUUCGCUGAGGAUGGAUGCCAAUGCUUCCACAGGUUCAAAGGACAUUGAAGUGAACCGGAACCUGGCUUGUCUUGUGUCGAAGCCAAGCGCACUCAAAGUACUUUGCGAUGAGUAUUCUAAUCAACAGCCCCAGUCGGAGUGUCCAUCAGACGCAAACGCCUGGUCUGUCUGUGCUUGUCAAAGUCGCCGAAUUGCCACUCGGCGAUCUGUUGAUUGGGGUCCCUUUCGACUAUCCGCGGAAUCCAAGGCAGAACUCGCUCACCAUGAAAGCUGCCAAUGGGCCCAAUUCGAUGCGUCUAAACGGUCCAAAGCCAUAAGUCUUGCCUAUCGUGGGUUUACUCGCCUACUCCGACAUGCUGUGGUUCUCAACUUCCGUUUGAAUCUUGGCGCUGGAGGAUUCAGCUUUGGCCCAGGAGUUGUCCAUUAUCCUGUCGUGGAUGAACGUGUUUACCCACCAUUUAGGCUUGUUCACUAUGUUGUUCGAGCCAUGAAGACUUUGACAGAGCCUCUAUUCGAGCCAUUCUCGUCAAGACAAAGGCGUACCUCUCAAGGCAAGAUUAUACUUUUGUCCGUGAAGCACAGUGUGUUGAAAGCCUUCAGCGUGCAUAUAUCGCGCGCUUGUUGCGACAGAACCAUUGUUCCCCGAGCGGUCAACACCCGUGGUCAGACAUUACUACACUGCAUUUCCCGUAUUAUCGAGAAUUACGCAUGCGGCCGUGUAAUCAUGACUCUUCAAGGGUCGUGGACCCAAGGCUCGUGGACCCCAUCAAUGGUAGCAUCAGUACAUGAGGUUCUUUCAACAUUGAUCAUGUGCAAUGUCCCAUUGACAGUUCACGAUGAUCUCGGGAGCCUUGCACACUUGACGAUAGCCAACUGUAUACGAACCACAGAUGAGAACUUGCUAGCUUCCAUGACCAGCAUCCUUAGGCUUCUCACCCCAGAAGACAUGGAUAUCGACCCCUCAAAGGCUAAAGAUUGGCCAAAUCUUUUCGGUCCUCCACUCGAUUUUUUGAUAACCCUCCCCGAUCCUUACAUCUUUAGCAAAGCAUUCGGUUCCAAUGAGUUAGGUACUGCAAUCCUACAACAUAACAUUUCAGCUGUCAAGUCUCUCCUAUCCCGCAGUCCCUCUUUGGCAUUUGAACGGGACCUGAACGGCAUGACCCCAAUUCACCACGCUGUGCUUUGGAAGGAUGGCUUGUCACUACUUCUGGAGCAAGUUCCAGUCGAGAUCUUCGAGGAGGACUUGGCAUGGGACAUCUUUCAAUACGCCUUAUGUGUUGGCGGAAGGAAUGAUGAAUAUUUGCGAUCGGUCAUGUUAUUCCUUGACCAUUCGUGGUACUUCGCUCCCUGUUCAAGCCAAGGCCGAGGUGAUGGUACCAUUGGCGUGAUAAUGAAAAAAUCUUCACUGGCUACCCAGAAGAAGUUCUUGUUACAUCUAAAGCAAGCUCGGCUGGAACUUGUCCCCCAUUCCCUUCAAAGUGAGACAGUCCAUGGCAUCAUUGACCAUCUGCAGGAAAUAGCGGCGACACUUCCCCCAGGCACAAGGCGCGCAAGACUCCAAGCCGGGGUUGAUUCCUUCGACAUCUUCCGAUAUAUAAGAAAUGCAGAGACGGCAGAUGCUGCCUGGCAGUCGGGGUUUCAUGAAGUGGACUACCACCCAGCUACAGAAUUCCCACCCCUUGCAGACGGCGGUCACACCGCAGACUACGUCCUUUGGCUGUUGGAUCAUGACGCGGACCCGUUCCAACCGCUCUACGACACUCAAGAUCAAAAAGCCUCGAUACUGACAGCUCACAAAGCUAUCGGGUGCAUUCACUCGCCAAUUGGGGCCUGGUCGGACGAUAUAGAUGACUGGGAGCUCAAGGUUCUUGGACCAGCCGCGCAAGAGGUGGCUCGUCGGUUAUGUAGUAAACCAGCUACGGACAGUUGUCUAUGUGCAUGCUCUCCAAAUGGCUGCACGCCAUUCCUCAUCUUGUUGACGACCUUGAUUCGUGGAUCCCCUUACAUCUUGAGGUUCACAUCUUCUCGGGCCGAGGACUAUGCUUUGGAGUUUUGGAAUGUUCGAACAAUAUUAUACGAAAAUGACGGCUUCGUAUGUCAGUACGAUGAGCAGUUUCAGGAGGCUUUACGCCUUUUCACAUGCACGGCUCUCGGUAUCCGACACACGUGUUGCAAGAUGGCCUGCCGCCAUAGCGACGAUGAUGCUAAGGAAAUCCGCGAGGAGGACAGCGAGCUUGUGGGUAUCCUCGAAACUCUGAUGGAGCAAUGGGAAGAUGUGCGCUUCAAAUCCACAGAUGAGUUUUGGCGUUUCCUCGAGGGCGGCUGGGUCAUCCGUUUGAACGAGGUCUUCGAAGGUAUGCGCCAGAUGGACCAGUCAGAGGAACACAAGGUUCAACUCGAAAGUCUCGGGGUUCAGCUUCAUGUUCCCAUCGCGGAAGCCAAAUCUACAAAGCCGCGUGUACGAACGAAAGGGUUCAUCUGGCUUGAAGAGAGUUUCUGGUUGGAUCUUCUGGAUACGGUUGCAAAAGGAGGUGAUACUCGCUAUUUUGACCGCGUCCUUGAAGAUGCCACGCUGCUUGAAAGGGGGUUUGCGCUCCCAGGGAGAUAUUUUUACGAAGAGGAGGAAUGGUAGCAGGAAUGAGAGCAGGAAUGGGAGGGGGAAUAGGAAUCACGGUCUCGUAGAUCAGUGCUCGAUGGAAACGAUAGGAAUGGUCAUGUGAGAGAAAAGAUUGGAUGAUGGGGUAUCAUAAGAGCAUGAAGUACUCCAAGACAUAACAACGAAAUAUCGAGACAGAAAAGCGUUGCUUUUGAGUGUUUUUGCG